Molecule: messenger RNA, 1383 nt
Organism: Cavenderia fasciculata
Lineage: Eukaryota; Evosea; Eumycetozoa; Acytosteliales; Cavenderiaceae
Exons: 2
Coding region: 1-1383 (460 amino acids)
Biological process (GO): protein N-linked glycosylation; N-acetylglucosamine metabolic process
Cellular component (GO): membrane
Molecular function (GO): beta-1,4-mannosylglycoprotein 4-beta-N-acetylglucosaminyltransferase activity
Source: RefSeq, a predicted model, not a curated record
AUGGCACAAAGAAAUAAGAUAAUAAUAUUUAUUUGUUUAAUUAUUUUAACAUUAACUUUAUAUUUUUCAAAUAAUAUUCAAAAUAAUCAAAAGAUUAAUAUUAAUCAAAAUCAAAAUAAUAAUAAGGUUUAUGAAAAACAUAUACAACAACUUAGAUUACAACAAAAAGAACAAAGAGAAUUAAAAAAUUUUAAAGAUGAUAUGAAAUCAUUCCCAUGGGAUGAAUAUAAAGAAUCUGUGGAAUCUGGAAAUAGAAAACUUACAGAUGGAUAUUCACAAAAAUUACUCUAUCAAUUAUUACCAUAUUUAAUAGCUCCACCUUUACAACCAAUCAAUCAUACAUGCAAACCUGAAGAAAUACUUUUACCACUAGAAAAUAUUACCGAUCAAUAUUGUAAAGAAUAUCCUAAUUUAUUUUAUGGAAAGAGGACCACUCCAAUCAAAGUAGGACAUAUGAUUCAAUUUGGAUUCGAUGUUGAUACUUUGGAAAUCCAUUUAAACGAAUUGUAUGAUAUAGUGGACCAUUUCUUUAUUAUUGAAUCAGCACAUACCCAUUAUGGUGGAUUAAAGAAACCAUUGAUAUGGGAGCAAGUCAAAUACCAAGAUAGAUUUAUCAGGUUUCAAGACAAAAUUAUUCAUUUUAUACUUGAUGACGCUGAUCAAUUGAGAUUGGCACCCAAGUCUACUGGCAAAGAUAGUGGUGAUGAAAAUAUAUUUGGAGCAGAGAAAUAUCAAGAGUCUAGGAGAUGGGAUAAAUUUCAAGAAUGGAAUAAACUAAAAGGAAAUCUAUACCAAGACACUGAUAUAAUUGGAUUUGGAGAUACUGAUGAAGUGACAACGAGAAGAAAUAUACAUAUGUUAAAGUAUUGUCAACUCAAAGAGACAGCUACAUCUAUAGAUAUUGGCAUUUGGUUUCCAUAUGGUAUAGUGACACAAGCAUUUAGAUCUGAUUAUCCAGUUGAUGACAAUCAUCCAUUUACAUUGGGUGAUCCCACUUUUCAUACAAUCAAAAAAGCUAAAUCCUCUAAAACCUAUCCAAAUAGAAAUCGUGGUCAUUCAGGUCAAUACAUGUUUGGUGGUAUGCAUAUGAGUAGAUAUGGUUAUAUUCCUUUUAAUAUUGCAAAAAAAUUAUCAUGUACAGAAUGUGGUAUUAAUAAAAUGGAACAAUUAUUAGUAUUCUCUGAAGAUUUAAUUAAUGGUACUAUCUAUGAACUGGAAAAGAAAUUAUUAAAAGUACCUGAACAUUUUGAAUUAAGAGUUGAAAAACUAUCAGAUAUGGAUCAACAAUUUAACAAACAAGUGGCCAUUCUCCCAUGGUUUUUAAAAUGUAAUCCUUAUCGUUAUCCAGUUUGGCAUAUGAAUCAUGAUACAAGACUAGAUUAG